Scomber japonicus (chub mackerel) is the source of this 840-nucleotide messenger RNA. Its product is annotated as endonuclease domain-containing 1 protein-like. The transcript is spliced from 2 exons. The coding region runs from base 1 to 840 and encodes 279 amino acids. The record is from RefSeq and is a predicted model, not a curated record. Gene Ontology annotation, molecular function: metal ion binding; hydrolase activity; nucleic acid binding. NCBI's taxonomy places the organism in Eukaryota, Metazoa, Chordata, Actinopteri, Scombriformes, Scombridae.
AUGACAUCAUCAGUCAGAGGGAGAGUGGAGAAAGAGUUGUCUCCAGAGUGCAGAGAAUUCCUCUACAUGGCAACACCACCGUCUGGACUGGAGCACCCUUCCCUCCAUUUCAUUUGUCAGCGUUAUAACAGGAAGCCACGCUAUGUGACUCUGUACAACACCGUGGACCACAUACCUGUCUACUCUGCCUACACCUUCAAACGCACGGAUGGGGAGAAAUGUGUGGAUGUGCCUUGGAUGUAUGAACCUCAGCUAUCCACAUCAUCUGACACAGAUGAGAUGCAGCCCUUCCCACGUGGUUACAUGCACCUGAAUUUCGAGGAUGCCCAAGCUGUUCUGGAUGAUUACACAAACGCCAUCUUCUAUGAACGUGGUACCCUCAACCCAGACGAGCAUCAUGAUGAGCUCGAUGACAAGGCCUCCACCUACACCCUGACCAAUGUUGUGCCUGUGGUGCCUGAGUUCAACAACGGAGUAUGGAACACACAAGAACAUAUCAUCCGCAAACGGCUCAACAACUACUGUCGGGGAACAGCCUACGUCAUCACAGGCAUCACCACCUCAGGGAAGAUGAUCCGCCGACACAACAUCAACCGCAUUGCAGUGCCCACCUACUUGUGGUCGGCUUAUUGUUGUGAGGACUAUGACCAUAAUGCGCCUUAUGAUGAGCGCUAUAAGUUCCCAUCUUUUGCUUACUAUGGCCUCAAUGAGAAGGAUAAUGAGAUAGUUGAAAUCCCUGUCCAAAAGCUUAAGGAGUUCCUUAGGAAGACAACUUAUGUAGACCAGAACUUUCAGAUCUUUGUAGGUGACUGUGUCCCAGCCGCCAGUCCAGUUAAAUAG